Molecule: messenger RNA, 2625 nt
Organism: Anarrhichthys ocellatus (wolf-eel)
Lineage: Eukaryota; Metazoa; Chordata; Actinopteri; Perciformes; Anarhichadidae
Gene: tcta
Product: T cell leukemia translocation altered
Exons: 3
Coding region: 627-932 (101 amino acids)
Biological process (GO): osteoclast fusion
Source: RefSeq, a predicted model, not a curated record
AGGAAAUCUUAAAUGUCUGCUGGGUUGACCACGGAGAUCCGAGUGUCUGCUGAGCUAACCGCAGUGAAAUCUUAGGAAGAAAGACUAUACGUUAUUUUACCUCUUCUCCUGAAGCGUGUUGGAUCUGUAGUGUUAUUUUUGUCGUCUGACAUAAGUGCCCUGUGUGUCCGUUGAGAUAAAAUGUUUGCUUUAGGCCACACUGACGUUUAAAUACGAUAUUUUCAGGCCAGUUGAAGGUUUAAACUUCUCUCCGGACCGUUCAUUCCUGGUAGACAGUAUUGUAAAUAUUAUAAAAUACUACUGGAGAUCCAACCCUUGGGCACAUAAGUAAUUUAGUGUAGACAUAAUAAGAUGUGCAGUUUAGCUAAAGAAGAAAUAUAAGACAACACUAUUUCUUUGAAGGAUGUUGUUUACCGGUGCGGGGCGGCUCUACGUAACCUACGUCAUUUCCGAUUCCUCAACCCUCGCCAUACAAACAUCGUAACGGUAAAGAUGACGAUGUUGUUCUCAUUUCUGGAUGUCGUACGCUAACGUUACAUAGGCAAAGCGAUGUUCUUACAGUUAUCCAUCGGAUGAGGAGUUUACCAUACUGAUUUCACGUAACUUAAGCCGAAUAGCCGGGCACUAUGGCGGAACCGUGGGAUUUUGAGUUUUUGUCCCGCAUCGGUGACAGCUGCCUGUCGUUCCUAUCCGAAUUUGUUGACGACUGGCUCGCCAACGAUAUGAGAGUUUCCAUAUUUAAAAUAUUACUCGGCUGGUUAAUUUUAAGUCUGGUCGCAAUUCACUUUGCAUGGAAAAUCUACGGGAAUACAGUCAACGAUAUGUAUUAUCGACAAGGGACUGGACAGAACGGAGGCACACCUGACACAGCACCCCACCUGAGUGGAUGGGAAAGCAAAGCAGGAGAUGCCCCGAAGACUCAUCGAGAUUAACAGGACAAUGGUGUUGGACUUUUGACUUUAUCCAAGUGAGAGCCUGACUCUAGUGAUGAGACAGUUCGCUGAUAAUAAGGCUUCUUCAGUGCAUUCAUGGACGCACUCUCCGGCAAAUGCAUAGAAAAACAUCUGUUAUGCAAACCAGCUGUGUGACACUGAUCCACUGUAUCAACCACAUAGUGCUGUGAGAUAUUUAUUUUGGCUUGUCAACAUUGGAAGAAGAACCUUACUCUGAAUACUUAAAUUGAUCUGCUUGUAUAUUUAUACACCGUUCUACAAAUGUUGAUGGGUUUGUGUGUAAAUUAAGGGUGCUGUGAUCAUAGCGGAGUAAGCAGACAUAACAUUUUCCAUUCUGACUGUGAGCAAAAUACUUGAUCUGAAUGAUGUAUGGAAGGAACAAUAGACUGUAUGCUUCAAGUCUGUUGGAAUACAGAGCCACAAAAAGCAGGUUUACAUCUUCAAUGAUUUUUGCAUGACAUGUUAACCACCGGGUUUCUCAUAACAUGCAAGGAGCAUUGUGUGAGCUUAAUGGAUAGAUAUAUUGGGCCUGAUUUGAGUGUUCACCCUCUCUGGCCCUUGGAUUUUUUUCUAGCUUUUCUCACAGUGAAGUUUUGUGUUGAAGUGAAAACAAAUCCCUACGAAUUUGAUCAAAAUUAGGUUUAAAUAAACCUACACUAGCAAAUUCACCCUGUUUAUGACACACUUGAAGAGCACACUUUGAAUGAAAAUCACCUGUGUGUAAUCAAGGUGUGACAGAUGAUGGAACAAUAUCUAUCGGAAAACUAUCAGCUGGUUAAUCUUGGCAAAAACUACACCAUGAAAACAAAGCAACAUCCUUAGGAAAUCUGUAACAAAGUAAAAAUUAGGAAAAUGAUACAAAAUAAUUGCACGGCAUAUUAAUGAGGGAGGCACUGUGGUGCAGUUAGCACUGUCACUGUUGUUGUUGAGAGUACAAACAUUUGUCUCACUUUACAUCUACAGGGGGGAAAACUUGCAUGAGAUCUGAGCUGUAGCACAAAUUACCAGUAACCCACCAUGAAGCUGUGCAGCAGGACCUAGUGGCUUUUGAUGAUGGGGGGUAAAAGCUGGAGGAAAAGCUGCUACAUUAAGCAAGAAAACUAAGCUAAAAAUGGCUUUAGAAUAACAAUUGAAAUGUCCUGUGGUGGUUAAUUCAGUGUCCACACCUCAGGCUGUUCAUCCUGUCAGUCAAAGGUGCUUGAGCAGUUUUGCAAAGAAUGGGGGGGAGGAUGCAAUAUUGAGAUUUGCAAAGCUAAAACCAACCUCUACAUAUUGGGUAGAUUCAAAGCUGUAAUUUCUGCUAAAGGUGCCUUUUUACUUGGGGGUUAAUCAUUUUUACAUAUUUGUGCUCUUCAAUUUGUUUCAUUUUGAUACUAGUUUUUCUGUUAAUGUGUCGAAAGCGUAGUUAAUAGUCAAAUAAAAUCAAAAAUAAUAAAAUAUGAAUAAGUCAAAGGGGCAUUGAAUUAUUAUGAAUUGUAUCUGACAAGUUACAACAAUUAUAAUGGCAAAGACAAGUUAGUAGUACAAGACAAUGUACUAGUGUGCAUUUACUGAAAUGUUCUGAUAUACAUAGUCCUGAAAUAAACCACAAAAUCGGAGACCAGCAGCAAAGAUAAUACAUGUUUUGUGUAAAUAGCUUGAUUGAUAUUAAAUUUGCUGUGUUUGAAACUAC